Molecule: messenger RNA, 354 nt
Organism: Parnassius apollo (apollo)
Lineage: Eukaryota; Metazoa; Arthropoda; Insecta; Lepidoptera; Papilionidae
Source: the annotation of a GenBank genome assembly
AUGGAGAAUCGUUUUCCUAGCUUACCAUGGGAUCGGGAGCUACGUAAAGAUUUACUUUCUAAUUAUAAUAAACUUCUAUCGCCUGAUGCCAACAAUACACAAGUUUCUUUGAAGUUCAUGCUUAAUUCAUUCUACUUUGAUGAUAAAGAAGAAAUUGUUACCAUGGACUCUUGGCUUUUUCUUCGCUGGAACGAUUCAAGGCUUACGUGGAACCCUAAAAGUUAUGAUGGUAUUACAGAAGUGCUGCUUUCAAGUCUUAUAAUUUGGAAUCCAAGUCUUAAGAUUUUUACUAUAGCUUAUGAAGAUGAAAAACAAGCCCAGCUCCUAAUUUUAUUGCAAUAUUUAAUGAAAUAA